Messenger RNA from Torulaspora globosa, 516 nucleotides. RefSeq lists its product as uncharacterized. Bases 1 to 516 code for a protein of 171 amino acids. The transcript has a single exon. Lineage: Eukaryota; Fungi; Ascomycota; Saccharomycetes; Saccharomycetales; Saccharomycetaceae. The record is from RefSeq and is a predicted model, not a curated record.
AUGGCGACGACGAGCGCGCCGAUAGCAGCGCCGAGUCCAGCGGCAGCGACCUUUUGGUUGGCGGCGUCGCCUUCGAAUGAGCUGAGCCCGUGGCUGGUUGAGGAACUGUUGUUUCUCGCGGUGGUGGCGUUUGGCCGGCUGCUGAACGAGGUGCUCAACGUGGUGGUGGUGUACGGCGUGGAUGUGGAUUCGGUGGUGGAAACCAUGGAAGUGGUCACUUCGGGCGUGGUGGUCACGUCGACGUACGAGACGCUAUCAGCAGUGGCGAGGGAGGCAGCAGAUGCAAUGGCAGCGAUGGUAACAGUAGCGAAAAAUUUCAUUUUUAGCGAAAGCGAGUGUACGGUUUGGUUAUAUGCCUCUUAUGAUGCCAGUUAUUCAUUUCUUCGUACUAUUGGGCUCUUUAUAUCUGUUGCAGUUGGGACUUGGCCGGCAAAGACAGAAUUGGAGUCGCUUCUUGCUACACGAAACGUUUCGCGUAUCUCUCACGUCAACCGUCGGCCAACGGCGUCUUGGUGA